AAACAAACAUGAAUCGGGAAAGCAUUUACUACCUUCCGGCGGAAAGCUCCGAAAGUACGUUUUGCUACGACGAAGACCGUCCUCCGUUGCCGUUGCCGAAGCUGGAUCAUACGCUUAAGCGGUAUUUGGAAUCGCUGAAACCAUUCGGCACCGUGGAAGAGCUGGAAAAUACGAAAAAAAUCAUCGAGACCUUUCGCAAGGGCGUUGGUGCGAAGCUGCAAGCGAUACUGGAAGAGAAGGCAGCGAAGGAAAAAAAUUGGGUCGACAAAUGGUGGGAAGACUAUGCCUACUGCACCCUGCGCAUGGCACUGAUUCCUUACUGUGUGAUGGUACAACCAUUGCUGCUCGAUGCCGUCGGUCUGGAGGCGAUUCCGGACAACUUUCUCAAAGGUCCUGCCACCUGUUUGCAUCACAAUAUGGUGUUCUGGAAGUUGCUGCGUACCGAACGGUUGCGACCAAUUGCGAGCGCCGACAAGAAGAACGUUUUUUCGGCCGACUUGUAUCGGCGUCUGUACAACACCGUCCGAACGCCUGGUAUCGAGAUGGAUAAAGUUGAAAGCUAUUUCCGGACGGAAAAGGAAGGUCCCUGUCCGUCGCAUAUUGUCGUGCUGUACGGAGGUCGGAUCUUUAAAAUUCCGGGCCUCGAUGCUGAGGGAGAUCCCUUGAGCCCGCAGGAUUUCCUGUUCACUUUGCAGCAGAUUCAAGUGAAGGUGGAAGGCAGCAGUGUUAAGCAUGCGGGUGUGCCGGCACUAACGAAUGACGAUCGAACGUCGUGGGCCCGCAAUCGGCAACAUUUGAUAGAACUUUCGGCACGCAACAAGAGCAUGGUGCGGGAAAUUGAGGAAGCGGUCGCACUGAUGAUACUCGAUACACACUGUCCAAAGAAUUAUUCGGAUCUGGCACAGUUAGCCUUAACCGGGGAUAUACACUCGAAAUGGACGGACAAGAGUUGCGGUACGAUCGCGUUUAAGAACGGCCAGAUGGGAUGCUACGGUGAACAUUGCUGCUAUGAUGGUUCGAUUUCGAUGUCCAUCAGCCUGUACGUUAUGAUGAGCAUUGCGGAGGAAGGUGUUCCGGAUUGGGAUAUUCCCCCGAAGCAUUUAAUUCUUCCGGAGGAAUUGGUUUUUGAUUUAGAUGACACGCUGCGUGGCGAAAUCGCUCGAAUGGAAACGGUUAUUGACGAAAUGCAAAACUGUGUAGUUGUUUCGAUGGAUCAGUUCCAGGACUACGGAAAAGCGUUUAUGAAAAAGCAUAAAAUUCAUCCAGAUGCGUACGUACAAACGGCCCUGCUGUUGACGUACUACCGACUACAUGGAACCUUUGCCCCUACGUACGAAACGGCCAUGAUGCGCCAAUUCUACAAAGGACGCACGGAAACGUGUCGUUCGUGCAGUAUUGAGGCGGUCCGAUUUAUGGAGGCGAUGGAAACUGCCAGCACAACCGACGCCGAUCGAGCGAAACUGUUUAAGGUGGCCGCAAACAGACAGAUGGAGCUGAUGAACGAAGCUCGCAAGGGUAAUGGAAUCGAUCGGCAUUUGUUUGGGCUGUGGUGUGCCGCCUACGACAAUGGUAUACCGAUUCCGGAGCUGUAUGAUGACCCACUGUACAGCAAGAGUGGUGGGGGUGGCAACUUCAUCCUUUCCACCAGCACGCUCGGGUACACGAUCAACUGUGGUUACGUUGCACCGAUGUGUAUGGAUGGUUACGGUUGCUUCUACACGAUGCUGGAGGAUUGUAUUUGGGCAAUUUUUUCGGCGUACCGGGACAGCAGUGUUACCAGCUGCCAUAAGUUUCAGCAGACAUUCCACCAGGUGAUGGUAGAUUUGAAAAAUCUGCUAGGACGGUCUGAUCUACCGAACAAGCUUUAG
Messenger RNA from Anopheles maculipalpis, 1868 nucleotides. RefSeq names its product peroxisomal carnitine O-octanoyltransferase. The record is from RefSeq and is a predicted model, not a curated record. The transcript has 3 exons. Lineage: Eukaryota; Metazoa; Arthropoda; Insecta; Diptera; Culicidae. Gene Ontology annotation, cellular component: peroxisome. Gene Ontology annotation, molecular function: carnitine O-octanoyltransferase activity. Bases 9 to 1868 code for a protein of 619 amino acids.